Molecule: messenger RNA, 1345 nt
Organism: Pelodiscus sinensis (Chinese soft-shelled turtle)
Lineage: Eukaryota; Metazoa; Chordata; Testudines; Trionychidae
Source: RefSeq, a predicted model, not a curated record
CUGGGUUGAUUUAGUUGGGAUUGGUCCUGCCUAGGGCAGGGAGCUGGACUUGAUGACCUUCUGAGGUCUCUUCCAGCUCUAUGGUUCUAUGGGCUCUAGUUUCCAGGAGCACAGAAGAGCACUAGAACCUUGUGGACCUCUUUGAGUCAUGGGGCGAUGAAUCUGAGCUCCUAACCAGCAAGGGGAACACAGGCAUUUAUGGGAAGAUUGCCAGAUGCCUGGUGGCGAACGGCUAUUCCAGUGAUGACCAGCAGUGCAGAGUCAAAUCAAGGCUCUGAGGCAGUCCUACCACAAGGCAAAGGGGGUGAGUGGAUGGUCUGAUGGAGCACCUCACAAAUGCUGCUACUAUGAGCAGCUGGAUGUGAUUUGCAGGGGAGGCCCAGCCAGCUUCCCCAGCAUGAUUGUGAUGUCCAGUCAUGAUACACCUGGCAGCAGUGUGGAAGACAGCAUGGUGGUGAAGUGGAAGGAGGAACAUGGCCAGCCAGUGAUCCCCGAGAGCCAAGAGCUGUUCAUGAUGCUGGAGCCAGUUCCCUACUCCCAGGAUGUCUCCCAAUUGAGCACCGACCCCAGGGAGGGCACUUCCAGUGAGUUCACAAACCUUUUCUUACUAAAGUGGGCGAAGGCAGUUGGGUAUGAUGUGCAGCAUGCUCUCUGCCUACACAAUGCGGGGGGUGGGAACAGCUUGUCAAUGUGUCUGCAGAUGGAGUGGGAGUCUUGCCUGCACAUCUCCAUGAAGCUCUCAGAUAGGCACUCUUUGAUCCUUCUCACAAGGUUUUUUGGGGAGGCCAGUCUUAUUCCAUCCUCUGCAGUAGGACACCUUCCCAUGCUGAGCCACCACUGGGACAGCAGCCAGCUCAGAGCAUACUCCCCGUCUUACAGCAUCUGCCUGCCUGGCUCAGCUCUGCAGGCAAAAGUGGAUAAGAGAGGACAUGUUCAGAGAGCAUGUGAACUGCAUGAACUCCCUAGUGGAGAAGCGGGCAAAGCACCUGCACUGGAUUGCUGAAUGCCAGGAGAGAAGAGCGGCCAGGGAGCAGCAGGAGACCAUGUUUGCCUCCCUGGAUGCUGUGAUGGAGCACUUGCCUUCAUGUCUGAAGAGGGCCUCCUCCCAGAACCCCAUCCACCCCGUCGACAACCCCAGUCCCUCCUCCCCCAGCCCUAUUUCUUCCACUCCCUUGGUCCCUAGAGGCUACUGGGGCCCCAGGAUAUGGGUGGAGAGGGGGGGACUCAAGGGCUGCCAUACACUCCAGAACCUCAGGAGGCAAAAGGCAGUUCCAUGGGUGUCCCUGAGCCUUCCUUCCCCAUUUAGGUUCCCAUUUCUUUCAUUUCCCUGCUAUUUUCCCCUAAU